Molecule: messenger RNA, 1257 nt
Organism: Arachis stenosperma
Lineage: Eukaryota; Viridiplantae; Streptophyta; Magnoliopsida; Fabales; Fabaceae
Product: glutathione S-transferase T3-like
Exons: 2
Coding region: 1-1257 (418 amino acids)
Source: RefSeq, a predicted model, not a curated record
AUGGAUCCAAACCAACUCAACUCUUUCUUCAAUUACUUACAAAACUUUCCUCAAAUUCCAAAUACCCAACAAUCUCAAACCUCAAACACUCAAGUUCCAAAUCAAAACAUCACACUACCAAAUACAUUUCAAAAUCCAAAUCCACAAAAUCUUUCUAAUUUCAAUUUUCAAGCUCCUUAUAAUAAUCAGUUUCCUAUAUUCCAACCGCAAAAUCAAAAUUCACAAACACCUCAUUUUCCAUUUUCAUCCAUAUUUAACCCUUCUAUCGGAAAUGUUACUCCAACUUCCUUGUCGUUUCCAACUCAAUUCAGUGCAUCAAGACAUAACUCAUCUGGUGUUGGUGGCUCUUCUAACCCAUCCUCUCAGACUCCUAUACAAUCUAGUCCAAAUUUGCAAUAUUCCGAUUUUGCCAACCCUCGUGGAUUAGAUGCUAUCGACCUCAAUGAUGAUGAUAUUGAAGCUCAGAGGCAAGAUAGUAUUCAACACUGGCAUUGGGAAGAGGAUGAGAUGUUGAUCAGUGCGUGGUUAAAUGUUUCAACUGACCCUGUAAUCAACAAGGCUGUUGCACAAUUUGCUGGUUGCUACGAUCAAGCUAGUCGAAACAUAAGGAGUGGUUCGAACGCUGAUGAUAUAAAGGAGUUGGCUUAUAAACUUUAUUCUACAAAUUAUGGUCAAAAGUUCACUUUUGAGAGGCAUUGGAACAUGCUUCGGUUGGAGCAAAAAUGGAGAAGCCAACUACCUACACAGAGUGGCGGCUCAAAGAGAGCCAAGGUUAGUGCAACUGGAGCAUACUCAUCCUCAUCAAACCCAGAAACACCGUUGGCUGACGAACCCGGUGUGGACUCUCCCGUUCGCCCACAAGGAUCAAAGAAGAGCAAGCGAAGAGGUAAGGGAAAAGCACAGAUGUCUGAAGAUUUUAGCGAAAGAAAAUCAUCGGUUGUCAAAAAAUUAUCUCGCAUGGAAGAUAUUAAGAAUGUUAGAGAAAAGGAACUAAUGGAAAGGGAAAAAGAAAGAGAAGAGGAGAAGGAACAUAGAGCAAAGAUGAUGGCAAUCAAAGAGAAGGAGUUACAAAUUCAAGCGGCAAUGAAAGAACAAGAAUUACAAACUCAGAGGUAUAUUAAAGAAAUGGAGAUAAAAGCAAAAGAAAAGGAAAUGGAUAUGCAAAUACUUAAUGCUGACACGUCUACAAUGAGUGAGAAACGACGAGCUCUUCAUGAGAUUGCAUGUGAGAAAAUAAUGGCCAAGUGGUUUACUUAA